AGUUCACCUCGAAGGGCUACUUCGGCUACGGAGUCUUCCGAGUGAACAUGAAACUCCCGUCGGGCUACUCCGGCGGUUUGAUCCCCUGCCUCUACCUCAUCUCGGGCAACAACCCAAAAUACACCGACCCUCACGACGAGAUUGACCUGGAAUUUAUUGGGGGUAAUACCCCGAAAGACAUUAUAUUGCAUACGAAUCUGAUCACGGGCGGGCAGGUGUACCUGCAGCAGUACAAGUUCCCCUUCGACCCGUCCGCUGCGUUCCACACGUACACCAUCGUCUACUCGCCGGAUUACGUCAUGUGGGCCGUCGAUGACACCCCCAUCCGCAUCCACUGGAAAGAGAGUGGCCGCCCCUUCCCGUCCGAAAACGUCAAAUUUGAG
Closterium sp. Naga37s-1 is the source of this 383-nucleotide messenger RNA. The record is from the annotation of a GenBank genome assembly. NCBI's taxonomy places the organism in Eukaryota, Viridiplantae, Streptophyta, Zygnematophyceae, Desmidiales, Closteriaceae.